Scaptodrosophila lebanonensis is the source of this 3898-nucleotide messenger RNA. It is a transcript of the gene Sema5c, whose product is annotated as semaphorin-5A. The record is from RefSeq and is a predicted model, not a curated record. Gene Ontology annotation, molecular function: semaphorin receptor binding; chemorepellent activity. The transcript has 11 exons. Bases 79 to 3384 code for a protein of 1101 amino acids. Gene Ontology annotation, biological process: neural crest cell migration; axon guidance; negative regulation of axon extension involved in axon guidance. NCBI's taxonomy places the organism in Eukaryota, Metazoa, Arthropoda, Insecta, Diptera, Drosophilidae.
UAUACUUUUAAAUCUACUUGUGCUAUCAUAUGAAUGGAUUACCAUAGAAAAUAAGCACAAGACGUGAUUAUCAAAAACAUGUUUAGUUUAAAUUUUGACAAAAUGCAGCGCCAGCUGUGGCUUCUUUCACUAUUAUGUCUAACUCUAUUCCGGCCCGAAAUGUCUCGUGCGUCGCUGCAGUUGAACUCAGAGCUGCUGGAGAAUGAUUCGCGUUAUAUUUCAUUUCAAGACUUGAUGUCAACAGCCAAACGAUUUUACGAUCCCGAUACGACUUGGUACUCAGAACUGCUUUUCGACGUAGCUAGGAAUCAAGUUAUUGUCGGUGCAAGAGACACACUGUACCGCAUGUCCUUCGAUUUAAAGCCGCUGGAGCGGGCCAACUGGGAGGCAACGCCGGAGCAGAUUGCCAUGUGCCUGGUGAAAGGCCAGUCGGAGCGUUUGUGUCGCAACUAUGUGCGCGUACUCCACAGCUAUGGUGAGAACCAAUUGUACGUGUGUGGGACGAACGCCUUUCAGCCAAGUUGUUCGUGGCGCCAGAUGGAAAAUCUAAAUGUGAGCCACUACGAUGAGGGUGUGGUCAAGUGUCCGUUUCAUCCGCAAGCAAACAGCACCAGCCUCCUAUUGGCCAACGGCAACUUGUUUGUGGGAACAGCCACUGAUUUCUCAGGCAGCGAUGCGGCCAUAAUGCGCACGGAAGUGCAGGCACAAAAUUCGGAACGGAGUCGUUUCUUGCGCACGAAGCAGUACAAUAAUCAUUGGCUGAAUGGGGCACAGUUUGUGGGCAGCUUUGAGGCGGGAAAUUUUGUCUACUUUCUGCUUCGCGAAUCGGCAGCCGAGCACAUGAGCUGUGGAAAGGCUAUGUACUCGAGAAUAGCACGAGUGUGCAAGAACGACGCAGGCGGGGACCAGUUUCUGCGCGAUAAUUGGACCUCGUUCUUGAAGGCACGUCUCAAUUGCUCGUUGCCCGGGGAAUACCCCUAUUACUUUGACGAAAUACAGGGCAUGAGCUAUGCGGAGGCAGAACAAGUGCUUUACGCGACAUUUACAACAACAGGAAACAGCAUUUAUGGAUCUGCUGUCUGCGCCUUCAAUCUAAGCGCGAUUAAUGCAGCCUUCGAUGGACCGUUUAGACAUCAGGAGCAUGCGGAUGCAGUCUGGAAAACCGUAAACACGCCACGUCGUAGUCAAUUCCAGUGCGUCGCCAGCUCUACUAGCUCCAAUGUGCGCUAUGGGCACCUCCUGGAGAGCUCUCGUUAUCAGCUGAUGGAUCAGGCAGUGCAACCCAUUGGCUCCCGCCCCCUGUACCACUCCAAGCUGGAGCGUUUCAAGCAGAUUGCAUUGGACGUGCUGCACACGAAGACGGAGAAGCUGCAUGUGUUGUAUGUGGCGAGCAGCCAGAACCACAUCAAGAAGUUGUCCGUGAAGUAUGCAGCGAAUUAUGAGCAUGCCCAGACGUGUCUGGUGGAGCUGUGGCAAGCGGAUGACACGGGAAUGAGCACAUUGCUGAACAUGGCUUAUCUCAAGUUUAGCGAUUCACUGUACCUCGGCACAGAUCUGGCACUGACUCGCAUACCCGCGGAACGCUGCAGUCGACACAUGUCGCAGACGAGCUGCAUCAAUGCCAUGGAUCCGUAUUGCGGCUGGAACGAGCUGGUGGAGCGUUGCACGCCCCAGCUGCUGGAUCCGCAGCUGCAUAAGUACUGGAAACAGGCGGCGGUGCUGACCUGUCCGGUGCACGACAUUAUCGAUGGCGGCUGGUCCUCGUGGUCAGAGUGGUCGGUAUGUCAGCAGGCUGGCUCGGAGGACACGAACUGUUUGUGCCGGCGGCGUAGUUGCAACAAUCCGCAACCACAGCGUGGCGGACGGAACUGCGAAGGCAUUAGCAUGCAGGUGAGCAACUGCACCGUGCAUGGCAAUUGGACGGAGUGGUCGGACUGGUCCCCCUGCACCCAAACGUGCGGCAUUGCGGUGAAGACCCGCUCCCGCACCUGUGGCAACCCCAGACCGGCUCACGGUGGACGCAUCUGUGUGGGCUCUGCGCAAUCGCAAAUGUACUGCAGCCACUUACCGCCUUGUCCGAUGCCCAAGGCUCCUGCCGUCGAUGGCGGCUGGGGACCCUGGGGCGAGUGGAGCGAAUGCAGUGCUCAGUGUGGCGGCGGCUUUCGCAUGCGUCGACGUGAAUGCAACGAUCCGAUCCCACACAAUGGGGGACAGGAUUGUCCUGGCUGCUCCCUCGACUACGAGGAUUGCAAUAUGCAGAGCUGCACGGAAGUGCGCAAGCUUAGUGCCUGGACGCCCUGGAUGGUGCAGUGGAACGAGGGCGAAAAUAUGACUGAAACGGGUGGCCAUGUCGAGAAACGCUAUCGCUAUGCUUGUCGAGCUACCAGUGGCGACGCCAGCUCUGUAAGAAUAGGCCUCGCCAAGGAGGAGACACGCAACUGCCGUGCGGAUGGCAGCUGUCAACGACAUGCCGAGCACGAUAAUCAGGAAACGGCGGAACCCAGCUCCGAAUGGGGGCCCUGCAGCGUGAGUUGCGGCGGUGGAGUCCAGCAGCGACUGCACGAGGGCAAGCAUCGCGGACGUCAUUCGCAGAGUCGCGCCUGUAAUCUGCAGCCCUGCAGCUCCGAUUCGGACAGCAAUAGCCUGAGUAACGAGCUGCUCGGCACUCACGAAUGGAGCUGCUGGUCCGAGUGGUCCCCCUGUUCGGUCACGUGUGGCAUUGGUCUGAAACGUCGCACGCGCAAAUGCUUGGGCGGACAUGAGCGCCUGUGCCAGGGACGCGCCCUAGACGAGGAGAAGUGCGAGAGGGCGCCAUGCGAAGACUUUCUUGGCUGGAGCUCUUGGAGCGAGUGGUCUUCCUGCAGCAGCGAUGGCAUACGACUCCGUCAUCGUAACUGCCUCAUCGAGCAGCCCACUUCGCUGGAAUGCCGCGGCGCCGAAUACGAGAAAACCGCCUGUGUGCCCGGCGAGUGUCAGAAGCUACACACCGCAUCAACCGUUGCAUUACCCAUAACGAUUAUGGCUGGGAUUGUGCUAUGCUUCUUAACAUUUUAUCUGACACGUCGUCGCUAUAUGCUGUCCAAUAUAGAGGCGCUGAACAAGACGACGACAACAACAGCGAGCUUCGAUUCGUAUCCGAAUCAGUAUUCCAGCUUGCCGACCAAGGAUUACUACGAUGCACGACCUAAGCGGCAGUCGAGCUUCCGCAUGCCCGCCAAGAACAGCAAUGUGGGCGGUGGCGGCACCCUCAACCGCAACAACAUGAACCACAACAACACACCCAAGGUGCUGGCCAAAACCUACAAUGAUUGCGAGACGGGCACAUUGAAGCGCAACUCGGCGCUCAAUAAUUGCCGCAGCAAUAUCGACGAUGAGAAGUUCUAGAUCGUAGGACUGAUCGUUCAUUCAGUGCCAUGUUUGCCUUCUGUAGUCUAUAGAUUGUUUACAACGACCACAACAACACCAACAACAUCAACAACAUCAACAACAACAACAACAACGACAACACAUUUUGCAGAAGCACUGCAAGAAGUUCCUUUUCUCACUCAUAUUGAGUGGCUUAGCCCUUAGUUAAUAUUAUUAGUUUUAGCUAGCCCUAACUGGUUAAUAUAUACGCAAUUGUUAGGUUUAGAGACAAUGAUCUGAAUUCAGCAUCAAUCAGAUAUCGAGACUGAAGCAUAUAUUUAUAAAAAUGUGUCCAAUCUUAUGCCGCCAUGUUGGGAGAAAUGUAAGAAAGUCUGUUUCAAUUUUCUUUUUCUCUUAUUUAUCGAUUCGUGUAUUUUGUAAAGUUAAUUUAAUGUAUGUAUAUACACAAUAGCUUGUUAAAUUUAGUGCUUAAAUAAAAAAAAUAUGAUAGGGUAUAUUUUAUUAAAAAUAUACCAACAGUUUUACUAACAAA